Girardinichthys multiradiatus is the source of this 1270-nucleotide messenger RNA. It is a transcript of the gene med21, whose product is annotated as mediator complex subunit 21. Lineage: Eukaryota; Metazoa; Chordata; Actinopteri; Cyprinodontiformes; Goodeidae. The record is from RefSeq and is a predicted model, not a curated record. Gene Ontology annotation, biological process: regulation of transcription by RNA polymerase II. Gene Ontology annotation, molecular function: transcription coregulator activity. The coding region runs from base 2 to 469 and encodes 155 amino acids. The transcript is spliced from 4 exons. Gene Ontology annotation, cellular component: mediator complex.
AAUGCUCCAGGCAGCACCGAGAAACCUCUUCAGUUCCAGCUUCCGAAACACCGUCUACUUCCGUGAGACUUUGCACUUAGACUCUCGCGAUGAUGACAACUUGAUUUCCCGUAAAAAGAUGGCGGAUCGGCUAACGCAACUACAAGAUGCAGUCAAUUCGCUGGCUGAUCAGUUCUGUAAUGCAAUCGGGGUCCUGCAACAAUGUGCUCCACCUGCCUCUUUCAGUAACAUCCAGACGGCGAUCAACAAGGAUCAGCCUGCGAACCCCACUGAAGAAUAUGCCCAGCUGUUUGCAGCUCUUAUAGCCAGAACAGCCAAAGAUGUGGACGUACUGAUCGACUCUCUGCCCAGUGAGGAGUCCACGGCAGCACUGCAGGUCAGAACAUUCCCAGGCGGCCAGCCUCCGGCAGCUGGAGGAGGAGAACCACGAAGCAGCAGCUCGCCUGGAGGAGGUGGUUUACCGCGGUGACAUGCUGCUGGAGAAGAUCCAGAACGCGCUGGCCGACAUCGCCCAGUCUCAGCUACGCACCCGCAAUGGAGCUCUCAGCCAGCCUUCCCCCGCUGAGUCCUGACCCGCAGCUCUCACGCUGCCAUUAUGGACGGUUAUCAGACGUUUAUUUUUCACAACCGGAAGAUCUGUCAAGUGCCAAAUAUGUCUGGGAGGAAAAACUGGAUUCUCAAAUAUAGUUUAAUGUCAGGAUAAAAGCAUUAUUGAAAAGUCUGGGUAUAAUAUUUUGACGUCGGUUUUGAAUUGUUUUGAUUUAAAAUUCAACUAGAAAACAACAAAGCGAAGAUUUACCCAAGCAACACGAUCCAGAUAAUACCUUCUAGUUUUUAAAAGCGCUCUUCUUUGUGUGGCGUAUGUAAAUGAUAUGUUGUACAUCUGAUUUGUAUUUGUUUCUGGUUACAAUGUAAAUGAAACUGAGCUGUAGUUUUAACCCAUUUACUUUCAGCAUCUUUAUUCCACGGAUCAGAAUGAUGGAUUUUCCUCUAACAUGUGGAGCCAGAAUCAUCCUAUUGGCAAAGCAAGGAGAGGGGUUACUCCUACUGGGCUGCACCAAAUGACGCAGAUCACUGUUUGAAAACAUGUUUAAUGGCGUCUUAUGUUGCUAUAAACCCUGCAUAUUGUACCUGCAAGCUACGCGUGCUAUGUGAACUGUUGCAGCUUCUUGUUAUACCAAUGCUUGGCUUUAUAUGCAGUUCGAUUGCUGCCAUGUUUUAUGACAUCUAACAUCUUUGAGUGUCUGAAUAAAAAUGGACCCCCACAUUA